UACAGCCACCAGCGGAGUUCGUGGGGGCGGCGCGGCGCGCCCUGGGCGCCCUGGGCGCCACCCUACGAGAGCGCGGGGGGCGCCCCGGAGCCACCGGCCUGGAGCCGCGAGUGCUGAAAAUUAUCAAGGGAGGCUCCUCUGGCCGGGGCACGGCUCUGAGGGGCGGCUGUGAUUCUGAACUUGUCGUCUUCCUGAACUGCUUCAAGACUUAUGAGGACCAGGCCCCCCGCCGUGCAGAAAUCCUCAGUGAGAUGAGGGCAUAGCUGGAAUCCUGGCGGAUGGACCCUAUCCCUGGCCUGAGCCUGGAGUUUCCUGAGCAGGACACGUCUGGGUUGCUGCAGUUCCGACUGGUGUUUGAGGACCUUGAAAACUGGAUGGACGUCCGCCUGGUGCCCGCUUUUGAUGCCCUGGGUCAGCUGAGCCCUGGUAUGAAACCCAAGCCCCAGGUCUAUUCUGCCCUCCUCAACAGUGGCUGCCGGGGGGGCGAGCAUGCCGCCUGCUUCGCAGAGCUGCAGAGGGACUUCGUGAACAUUCGCCCAGCCAAACUGAAGAACCUGAUCCUGCUGGUGAAGCACUGGUACCGCCAGGUGUGCCCACAAGAGGCGGGGAGGGGGAUGCUGCCCCCAGUUUACGCCCUGGAGCUGCUGACCAUCUUCGCCUGGGAGCAGGGCUGCCAGAAGGACGCCUUCAGCCUGUCCCAAGGCCUCCGAACCGUCCUGGGCCUGAUCCACCAGUACCAGCACCUGUGUAUUUUCUGGACCGUCAACUAUGGCUUUGAGGACCCUGCAGUUGGGCAGUUCUUACGGGGCCAGCUGAAAAGACCCAGACCCGUGAUCCUUGACCCGGCAGACCCAACGUGGGACGUAGGGAAUGGGGCAGCCUGGCGCUGGGACGUGCUGGCCCAAAAGGCAGGGUCCUGCUAUGACCACCCGUGCUUUCUUCAGGCACCUGGGAGGCCUGUGCAGCCCUGGGAAGGGCUGGGCCUUCCACGUGCUGGGUGCUCAGAUUUGGGCCACCCCAUCCAGAGAGACCCUGACCAGAGCAUCCCCGAGGACAGCAGGAGCGACAGUGCCGUGUGCCCCGGAGCAGGAAGCAAGAAACGCUCGUACCCAGCUCCCAGCCCCUUGGGGACGAGCAGCAGCACCCCCUCUAUACCAGGGACAGUCUUGGAUCUGUCUCAGAUCCCCACCAAGGAGCUGGACCGCUUCAUCCAGGACCACCUGAAGCCGAGCCCUCAAUUCCAGGAGCAGGUGAACAGGGCCAUCGACAGCAUCUUGCGCUGCCUCCGUGAGAACUGUGUCCACAAGGCCUCGAGAGUCAGCAAGAGCAGCUGGUGGGUUGGAACUGGCCACCUUUUGGUUGGCAGCCGAGCGCUCGACCACUGCACCACCAGGGCUCCCACUCAAACCUCCAGUCUUUCACACACCGUUUGCACCAUCUGGGGACUCCUGGUCUGCCCCAGAGCCUGCAGAGCAAAAAGACUAACAGGUCCCAGGCGCCAGCUCCACCAUCACUGGCUCUCCUGCCCACCCCCGAGCAUCAUGGAGGAACUCAGAAAUACCCCGCCCAGGAAUCUGGACAAGUUCAUCGAAGACCAUCUCCUGCCAGACACACUGUUCCGCACGCAGGUCAGAGAAGCCGUUGACACCAUCUGUAGCUUCCUGAAGGAAAGGUGCUUCAUCGGAUCUGUGCGGGUGUCCAAGGUUGUGAAGGGUGGCUCCUCUGGCAAAGGCACCGCUCUCAGAGGCCGAUCUGACGCUGACCUCGUGGUCUUCCUCAGCAAUCUCACAAGUUUUCAGGAGCAGCUAAAGCACCGGGGAAUAUUCAUUGAGGAAAUCAGAAAACAGUUGGAAGCCUGUCAAAAGGAGGAAAAGUUUGACGUGAAAUUUGAGGUCCAGCGUAAACGGAAAAAACCCCGCGUGCUUAGCUUCAUGCUAAGUUCCCACUACCAAAACAAGUGUGUGAACUUUGAUGUGCUGCCUGCCUUUGACGCCCUGGGUCAGGUGACUAAAGACUACAAACCUGACCCCCAAAUCUACGUCCAGCUCAUCCGUGAGUGCUCCCGGGGGGGCGAGUUCUCCACCUGCUUCACAGAGCUUCAGCGAGCCUUCCUGAAGCAGCGUCCCACCAAGCUGAAGAGCCUCAUCCGCCUGGUCAAGUACUGGUACCAAGAGUGUAAGGAGAACCUGGGGAUGCCACUGCCAGCACAAUACGCCCUCGAGCUCCUGACUGUCUACGCUUGGGAGCGUGGGAGCAACCAAACAGACUUCAACACAGCACAGGGGUUCCGGACCGUCUUGGAAUUAGUCCUGAGCUACAGACAGCUUUGCAUCUACUGGACAAAGUAUUACGACUUUGAAAACCCCAUUAUUAAACAAUGUCUGAUCAAGCAGCUGCAGAAACCCAGGCCUGUGAUUCUAGACCCGGCGGACCCUACAGGAAAUUUGGGUGACGGAGACCCAGACAGGUGGCAGAGGCUGGCCGGGGAGGCUUCAGUCUGGCUGAGCUACCCCUGCUUUAAGAAUCAGGAUAAGUCUCUCGUGGGCCCCUGGAAUGUGCCGAUCGCCAGACCUUUCUUCAGAGGCACCUCUGGGUGGACUGAAACUUCCAACCUUUCAGUUAUCCUGAACCUUUUGCACCACCCAAGGACUCCUUCUCUGCAGCUUGGGCACCCUCGAAAGGGGCUGACAUCUCAAGGCCAUCUGCCAGCCGCCUUCCCAGCAGCUAGGAACAAGUCUUCCUUGAAAAGGGGAUCCAGGUGGCACAUCACAAUGUUCACCAAAAAGGGCCACUGAGACCCAGUGCCACCCCCUGAUGCGAUCAUGUGUUUUACUC
Molecule: messenger RNA, 2835 nt
Organism: Loxodonta africana (African savanna elephant)
Lineage: Eukaryota; Metazoa; Chordata; Mammalia; Proboscidea; Elephantidae
Product: 2'-5'-oligoadenylate synthase 1
Exons: 13
Coding region: 279-2795 (838 amino acids)
Biological process (GO): negative regulation of viral genome replication; defense response to virus; regulation of ribonuclease activity
Cellular component (GO): nucleoplasm; cytosol; membrane
Molecular function (GO): double-stranded RNA binding; 2'-5'-oligoadenylate synthetase activity
Source: RefSeq, a predicted model, not a curated record